Papilio xuthus (Asian swallowtail) is the source of this 2257-nucleotide messenger RNA. Its product is annotated as Transmembrane O-mannosyltransferase targeting cadherins 4. Gene Ontology annotation, cellular component: endoplasmic reticulum. Bases 154 to 2235 code for a protein of 693 amino acids. Gene Ontology annotation, biological process: endoplasmic reticulum unfolded protein response; protein O-linked glycosylation via mannose. NCBI's taxonomy places the organism in Eukaryota, Metazoa, Arthropoda, Insecta, Lepidoptera, Papilionidae. The record is from RefSeq and is a predicted model, not a curated record. Gene Ontology annotation, molecular function: protein binding; mannosyltransferase activity. The transcript is spliced from 11 exons.
AUGUUACAUGACAGUUAAAUGUAAAAUUUGAUUUGUUUUGACUUUACUUAGACAUUGACAGUUUGUGGUUUCGCUUUCGCCGGUGGCCGAGUUAAAUAUUGUUUUAUCAUUAACUCUAGAGGUUCAUUUAAAAUGUUAAUUUAAAUCAACGUUAUGUUUGGAAAGUAUGUUCUAGUUUAUUGGAUGGCUUUUACUCCUUUUUAUAAAAGUUUACCAGGUGACUUUGUAUUUGACGAUUCCGAAGCAAUAAUCAAUAAUAAAGAUGUAACUUCCAAUGUAUGGUCAAAUACAUUUUACAACGAUUUUUGGGGUACCAAUAUAAAGAGUAAUUUCAGUCAUAAGUCCUACCGACCGCUAACAACGUUGUCCUUCAGACUCAAUUAUAUCGUGAAUGGUGAGAAACUGGAUGCACAUUUAUUCAAAGGAAUCAAUUUGAUAUGUCACUCUCUGUGUUCUGUUGUUCUAAUAUUUGUUUAUGAAGUAAUAGUCAAAAGAGUUCAAAAAUGUAAUAGCAGAAUGUACUUAGACAUAAGUUUUGUAGCUGCAGCAUUAUUUGCUGUGCAUCCAAUCCAUGCAGAAGCAGUUGCAGGAGUUGUAGGAAGAGCAGACAUACUAGCGACUAUGACAUUUCUCAUAUCAUUUCUAUUAUAUGAUCAAUCAAUGAACAACAAAAAACGUACUUACAUAUAUUUAUUUACUUCAGUACUUCUAGCUGGCAUUUCUAUGUUAUUUAAGGAAAAUGGCAUUACAGUAUUGGGUUUUUGUAUAGUUUACGACAUAGUUCUAAACUGUGGUAAAUUGAAAAGGAACAGAAUAAAUAAAUUUAUAGCAACUUUGAUAAGGAUAACAAUAGUUUCCUUGGCUGGCGGUUUACUUAUAUAUGCUAGAUGGAAGAUAAUGGGCGGAAUGAAACCAGAAUUUAAGCCGGGUGACAAUCCAGCUGCUUUUGCAAAUGAUACAUUCACUAAGGUGGCAACUUUCCACUAUAUUUAUUUUUUAAACUUUCUCAUUUUAUUAUGGCCUCAAUGGCUGUGCUAUGAUUGGUCGAUGGGAUGUAUAAAACUAAUAGAAAGUAAUAAAGACUUCAGAAUUAUAUUUCUCAUAUUAUUAUACCUGUAUGGAAUAUUAUUACUUAAAACAAUUUUACUUCCCAACAAAAAACAAUCUUCUAAAAGGCUCAUAUUUUUAGCAAUAUCAUUGCUAACAAUUCCUUUCCUUCCGGCUUCAAACAUAUUAUUUCCAGUUGGUUUUGUAAUAGCAGAAAGAAUCUUAUAUUUACCUUCUGCUGGAUACUGUUUACUUAUAGCGAUUGGUUUUCAUAAAAUUGUCAACAAGUAUAAAAAAUUAAAGUAUUUUGGUAAAGCAGGAGUUUUGCUAUUAUUAUUAUUAUACCAACUUAAAACGUGGGAGAGAGCCUUUGAUUGGCAGAAUGAAUAUAAUUUAUUCAUCAGUGGUUUAAAGGUUUGUCCGCUGAAUGCCAAAGUUCGGUACAACGUCGCUAAAGUUGUUGACGCCCGCCAAAAUACAUCAUGGGCAGUAUCGGAAUAUAAAGAAGCUAUUAGAUUAUAUCCUGAAUAUUAUCAAGCAAUGAAUAAUUUGGCUAAUCUACUUAAAAAUGAAAAGAAUUUUUCUGGGGCAGAAUUUUACUUCAAAAAAGCUAUUAGCGUAAAACAUGACUUUCCCGCGGCCUGGAUGAACCUCGGCAUUGUUCUCGCCAACCAGAAGCGUUAUAAGGAAUCUCUAGAGGCUUAUAAAACAGCGCUACAGUAUCGACAACACUAUUCAGAUUGCUUCUAUAAUAUGGGAAAUUUGUACUUGGAAUUAAAUGACACGGACGCAGCGAGACACAGCUGGUCCACCGCUAUUAGUUACAAUCCAAAACACACAUUCGCAUGGACUAAUCUAAUUGCUAUGCUUGAUAACAUGGGACAAACUGAACGAGCUUUGCAGGUAAUACCCGAAGCACUCUAUCAGUUACCGAAGACCCCUUCAUUAUUAUUUGCCGUAGCUAACUUAUACGGUAAGACAAAUCAGUUUACGGAAGCCGAAAAUCUUUUUAAAAGUGCAAUCAAACUAUUCGGUGAAGAAGUUAAGGCUAUCCACUAUGCCAAUCUUGGUGUUUUAUAUCAUCGUUGGAAAAAAUAUGACUUGGCCAAAAAAAUGUACAACCAAGCACUUCAAAUUGAUCCUACAUAUAUGAGUGCUAAAAAGAAUCUUGCACUACUGCAAAAUUAAGAAUAAAUUAUUAUUAAUCUCC